AUGGUAUCAACAACAUCCUUAAUCAAAUCAUCAGGAAUUGUUAUACCCAAAAGGAAUAUUAGUUUUAUUAAGAUAAUAGCACGUGCAACUAAAGCACCUGCUUAUAUAGGUGGGACAAUGGCUGCUGGUGGUACUUAUGUCGCAUAUAAAGUAGAACAGGCAUCUACUUAUACUCAAGAUAAAUUAUCAGCUAUAAAGGACUUUACUGAUGGAAUAUUCGAUAAAACUGGUGAUUUCUUUAAGAAUAUGGGAUUGGGUACUGGAUCUGAAGGUAGUGGUGGUAGUAGUAGUAAUGGGGGUAGUGGCGGACACCAGGGUGGCAAUGAAACUACUACUACAUUAGCCACAGUGGCUGCCGUGGGAUUAUCUUCUGAAGAUGAAGAAAUGUCAGAUGCAGAAAUAGAACAAGAUCUUGAUGACGAUGAUGUAGAGACUUUAAUUGAAGAAGAUGACGAGGAUGAAAUAGAUUUCGCUAAUGAUGAAACUCAUGAUCAUAUGUUAAAUUUAACACGUCAAAUGAUUGAAAUCAGAAAUUUAUUAUCCAAUAUAGAUCAUGAAGGUAUAAGUUUACCUUCAAUUGUUGUGAUUGGAUCUCAAUCAAGCGGUAAAUCAUCAGUUUUGGAAAGUAUUGUGGGUCAAGAAUUCUUACCUAAAGGUUCUAAUAUGGUGACUAGAAGACCAAUUGAAUUAACAUUAGUAAAUACUCCAGAAGCUGCUGCUAAUGUUGCUGAUUUCCCAGCUUUAAAAAUGUUUAAUUUAACUGAUUUUGAACAAGUUCAAAAAAUUCUUUUUGAUUUAAAUAUGGCAGUCCCCGCAUCUGAAUGUAUUUCAAAUGAUCCAAUUCAAGUCACAAUCAAAUCACCUACUGUCCCGGAUUUAUCAUUGGUCGAUUUACCUGGUUAUAUUCAAGUUGAAGCCGCUGAUCAACCAGCGGAAUUAAAACGUAAAAUCCGAGACUUAUGUGAUCGAUAUUUAGAAGCACCAAAUGUUAUAUUAGCAAUUUCUGCAGCUGAUGUAGAUUUAGCCAAUUCUGCCGCUUUAAGAGCUUCAAGAACUGCUGAUCCUAGAGGGGAAAGAACAAUUGGAGUAGUUACCAAAUUGGAUUUGGUUAAUCCUGAACAAGCAAGAAAAAUCUUAACCAAUAGAAAAUACCCUUUGAAAUUAGGAUAUGUUGGUGUUAUUACAAAAGCACCUAAUGCAAUUAAAUCAGGUCCCGGCGGAUUAUUUUCCAGAAAACAAUUGACUGGAUAUCAAGCAUUCGUGGCCCAACAAAAUUUUGAACAUUCUUAUUUGAAAGAACAUAAAGAGGAAUUCUUUGGUUGUACUGCCGGUACUAGGAAUUUAAAGAAAAAAUUAAUGAAAGUAUUGGAAAAAACAAUGGCAGCAUCAUUAAGACCAACUCAUUUAGCAAUUCAACAAGAAUUAGAAGAAACUUCAUAUCAAUUCAAAGUUGAAUUCAAUGAUCGUCCAUUAACUCCAGAAAUGUAUCUUGCUAACAAUAUUGAUAUUUUGAAAUUGGGUACCAAAGAUCUAAGUCAUCGCUUCUCUCGUCCGGAAUUAAAAGCUUUAUUGAAGAAUGAAUUGGAUCAAAAAGUAUUGGAUUUAUUGGCGGAAAGAUAUUGGAAUAAACCAUUUGAAUUAAAUCAAACAGUGAAAUUCGAACCUGAUUUAUAUGAAUUAUCCCAGAUUACUAAUAUUGAUGAUGAUAUUUAUUGGCAUAAGAAAUUGGAUUUAACUACUGGUUCAUUAACGAAAAUCGGAGUCGGGAGAAUGUCAACUAAUUUAGUCACAAAUGCAUUAUUAACCGAAGUGGAAAACCUUGUUGAUAAUACCCAAUUGAGAAAUCACCCCAUGGCGAAAUCUCAAGUCAGAGAAGCGGCAAAGACAGUAUUGGGAGCGAAAUAUUAUUCUACGGCUGAUCAAGUUGAAAAUUGUAUUAAACCAUAUAAAUAUGAAAUCGAACUUGAAGAUCGUGAAUGGCAAAUCUCAAAAGAAAAUGCCGUGAAUUUAUUACGUGAAGAAAUGAAACAAUGUGAUGAAGUCUAUCAUGAUUUGAAAAGACAAGUUGGAGGAAGAAAAUUACAACAAGUGGUUACAUAUUUAGAAAAAUUAAAACAACAACAAAGUGGAGAUGUGGAUUUGACAACGAAUGAAACUUUGGGAUUUUCACCAACAUUGAUUCAAAAGGGUAAAGAUGCAAUUUUUUUAAAGGAUAGAUUAUCAUUAUUAAAAAUGAGAUAUCUGUUUGUGAAAAAUUCCAAGAAAUGUAAACGAAAAGAAAAUAAAUAUCAAUGUCCAGAAAUCUUUUUGGAUGCAGUUACGUCAAAGAUUACCGCUACUUCGAUUUUAUUUUUAAAUGUGGAAUUAUUGAGUGAUUUUUAUUAUAAUUUCCCUCGGGAAUUAGAUCAACGAUUCUUCAAUAAUUUGUCUAAAGAAGAAAUUGAAAAAUUUGCCAAGGAAGAUCCAAAGAUUAAGAAACAUAUUGAAUUACAAGAAAGAAAGGAUUUAUUGGAAAAUGCAUUGAGUAAGAUUGAAAGUGUAUUGGCAAUUCAAAGAAAUACAACUCCGAACCAAAAGAAUGAUGAUAGGAAAUCAAUGUUUAGUUGGAAGUAA
This is a messenger RNA of Hemisphaericaspora subhashii, 2613 nucleotides long. Its product is annotated as dynamin-related GTPase. Gene Ontology annotation, molecular function: microtubule binding; GTP binding; GTPase activity. Gene Ontology annotation, cellular component: cytoplasm; membrane; microtubule. The record is from RefSeq and is a predicted model, not a curated record. The transcript has a single exon. The coding region runs from base 1 to 2613 and encodes 870 amino acids. NCBI's taxonomy places the organism in Eukaryota, Fungi, Ascomycota, Pichiomycetes, Serinales, Debaryomycetaceae.